CGAGGCGGCCUGCCCCUUUCGGGGAGGGGGAUCUGAAAGGGACCAGGUGGGGUGUGGUAGCAGCAGGCAGAGCAAACAAAGGGCGAGCCGGCUCGGGGGACGGAUUAGGGAACCCAUCAGCUGUUGUCAGGCUGCCACGCCCCCUCUGUCCGUCUGUCUGUCUCUGUUCCAAGGGCUGCAGGGCCGGAGCGGACAUCCGAGCUCCCCGAGCCGCUGGGAGCGUGGCUUGCCAGCCCCGCGCUCGUCCGCCUGCGAAGGGUUUCUCCAUCGCUCCAGCCGCCCCCACCCCUCGAGCUCCGCAGAGGGCGGUUCGCGGCCAGAAGCCCGCGGAACAAAGAAGCAGGAAAAAGGCACCAGAUGGAAAAAUAGACCGGAAAAUAGCGAGCCGGGAAGCGGAGCAGCGCGGAUGGCAGCGGGUGGAAGGGGAAGGAGGCUUCGAGAUGAGCUGUCCUGAGAUCCUGGGUUAGCCGAAAGCGUUGGGCGGGAGCACAGAAUGAUCCGGCCGGCCCUUUCCUAGCCCCCCAGGGGUGAGGGAGUGAAGCUAGCGUGACCCACCCCCCCCGCCCUGAGCUAGAUCAGCACCGGACUGGGCGCUGCAGGGGCUGGCUGACGGGGGGAUCGGCCUGUUAGAAAGCUGGGGGAGCAGCUACCAGCUAGGACGGUCGAAUUGGGGCAUAGUUAGCUCGAUCGUGGAUGCCCCCUAAAGACAGUGUGUGGGGACCUAGUAGAAGGACCCUCCCCGCUGAGAAUUAGGCUUUGGACAGGGACAGAGAGAACUGGACACCUGUAUAGCCCGGACGCACCUCUCUGCCACAGGCUGAGCUUAUCUGCCUGGGGGGCUCUCUCUUUUUCUUUCUUUCCCUCCCCAUCUCCUGUCCACGAUGAAUGGCCUCCAGCCCCCCCAGGGCUGCCUGGGGGGUAACGUCUGCUCCAUUGAAGGGCUCCCCCCGCUGCCCAAGGGCCUCAGCGGGAUCCUCAACUCCAGUGGCGGCUCAUGGCGUGAGAUUGAGAAAGUGUACAGCAAGAAGACACGGAUCCAGGACGACCUGAGCAAAUCACGAGCUGCCUCCGAGAAGCUGCUGCGGAGCAAACCAGCCAACCUGGACUCAGCGCUGGCCAUGCUGCGCAAGGAGAUGGUGGGCCUGCGCCAACUGGACAUGUCACUGCUGUGCCAGCUGUGGUCGCUGUACGAGUCAAUCCAGGAGUACAAAGGGCUGUUCCAGGACAUGUCGUCGUCCCUUCACUCUGAGGGCUCCUACGCUGCUGAGAACGGCUUCUCUGAUGAGGAUGAUGAAUUUGAGGUGGAGCCACCAGGACCUGAUGUGCACAAGGAGACACCACUGCUGGGCCGGCUCAGCCUGCCUCAGCCCCAGAACUCCCGUGACCAAUGGCUGCAGGACUCCUUCCACAUCACUAUCUGAGCCUGUGGUCACUGCAGCCUCACCCCCUUUGGACAUAGUAGCAUGUGUAGCUGGGAGCUCCCUAUGCUGGGAGAGGCCAGGGCUGGAGAAGCCAGGCAUUCCCCCUGCAGCCAGCGAUCCUGUCCCACUCCCUACAGUGCCGCCUGCUGGGAGAGGCCAAGGCUAGAGUAUCUGGGAGCUCUCUCUGCAGCCAGCUCCUGUCCUUCUCCUUGCAGUGCCCCCUAUAAGGAGAGGCUAGAGCAGUGCAUUUUGCUGCAUUGUUGUGGGUGGGCAGUUAGGAUCCUGUUAGCAGGUUUUAGUGCCUCAGCAAGGAGCCAAAAAUGGCCACUUUUAAGAUAUUUAAAAAUAAAAUUUAAAAACAUUUGACACAUACGGGAAAAAAACCCGGCCCCUCCUGAAGGGGGAGAGGCGAAAUGUAAUAUAUACAGCCUGUCGGGACUUGAACCCCAACCGAGUUGUGGAAUAAAUCCUCAGAGAUUGACUUUGCCUUGUAAUAUUCCAGUACAUAGGGAUGGGAGUCAGAACUUGGGAAAGUAAUUGCAGCAUUUGUGUCGGACCUACUGGAAUUCUAGUUUCAUCCCCCACCCUCGCUUGCCCCACAAGGUAACUGAGAAGGCCAAGAGUUACCUGUCUCCAUUCGAAUUGUCAGCUGGACCUGUAAUAGCCUUCAGGCAGGAUGAAGAUGGAGGACAGGUGUGGGGAGUGCAUGCCAAGAAGGGCCAUGGAGGGGUAUUGGUAGUGGUAGAGAAGAGCAGCAUAGGGUUAGCAGCCCAAAGUGGGGGGAUGUCCCAGCAUGAGGAGAACAAGAGGAGAGAGAGCUCCCAAACCACGGUUUCAUCUCCCCAAUGUGAUUCUGAGGGCUAAUCUCAUGACAUUUGACUGGUCGGGGUUGGUGACACUGUAUUCCCUGAGAAGAGCCCAGCAACUGCUCCUGCCCCACUUAUCCGGGAACAGAAAGGGCUGGUAUGUUGAACCUGGAGGGCUCUGUGCACUGCUUAAUUAGUAAUUAAAAGAGUGCUUGGGCUUAA
This is a messenger RNA of Pelodiscus sinensis (Chinese soft-shelled turtle), 2449 nucleotides long. It is a transcript of the gene FAM89B, whose product is annotated as family with sequence similarity 89 member B. NCBI's taxonomy places the organism in Eukaryota, Metazoa, Chordata, Testudines, Trionychidae. The record is from RefSeq and is a predicted model, not a curated record.